AUGGAACUUAAUAUACGUCAAAAUCUUCUUAAAAAUUGGCCACAAUUAUGGAUAAUAUUAGAAAAAUAUUUUUCUGAUAUUGAAAUUUUAAAUGUUAGUAAUUGUCGAAUGAAUUUCGAUAAAAAUCCAUCAAUUAUUUAUAAUAAUAUAAAACAAACUGUUCUUAUUGAUACAGAUAACGAUUGUUAUUUAUUUGAAAAUAUUUUUAAAUAUUAUCCGAAUUUAAUAAAUAUUCAUUUAGGUUUAAAUCAAUUAAGCUUUAUAUCAGAAAUAUUUGUUGAUCAAAUUCAAAAUUUCACAAAUUUAUCAUUAUCAGAUAAUCCAACAUUAAAACAAUGGGAUCCAUUUAUAAAUCGGUUAGGAAAAUUAAAAUAUCUUCAAGAAUUAAUUAUUAAUAAUUAUGGAAUUGAUCGUAUUAAAUUACCAAAUCAAGAUGAAUCGAAUGAAUUGUUUCCCUCAUUAAAACAUCUUUAUAUGUCUGAUACUAAAAUCUCAUCAUUUGAUUUAAUAAAUAAAUUAUCACGUUUAUCAUCAUUAAUAUCUUUAAGUAUUCUUCGAAAUCCAAUUUAUCUAACAAAUCAGAUCGAAAAUGAAACAGCUAAACGAAUGAUUAUCGCUCGUUUACCAAAUUUAACACAUUUAAAUCGAGUUUAA
Molecule: messenger RNA, 654 nt
Organism: Rotaria socialis
Lineage: Eukaryota; Metazoa; Rotifera; Eurotatoria; Philodinida; Philodinidae
Source: the annotation of a GenBank genome assembly